AUACGUUUUAGUUCUAGUUCAUUCUAGUCAAAUGUUGUUAGUGUUUUGAGUAGUAACACGUGUUAGAAACAAAAUUAUUAAUUAAUUUAUGUGUUAAUUUAUAUAUUAAAAAUGACACCAAACUUGGAAGUUGUUGUGGGGACGUAUGAGCAAUUUUUGCUCGGUUAUAAAAUUAAUAAAAUUGUCAAUGAGUACAAAAUAGAGCAAACUUUUGCAACUCACAGUCAUUUAGCAAGCAUACGAAGUGUUGCUAGCAAUAAACAUUAUUUAGCAUCUGCAGGAGCAGAUGAAGUGGUUUGUCUUUAUGAUAUGCGUCAUCGAUCUGAAAGUGGAAAACUAAUACAUCACAAUGAUUCUGUGAAUUGCAUCACAUUUACACCUGACGCUUCGCAUAUUUUAACCGGUGGCAGAGAUGGAUCAAUAGGUGUUGUUCGAUGUGGUAAUUGGCAAGUGGAAAAAUUAUGGGAUAAACCACACAAAGGUUUUCCCAUUGAGGCAUUGGCAGUACAUCCAUCAGGAAAAUUAGCUCUAUCAACUGGAGGCGAUGGCACUCUUCGAACUUGGAAUUUAGUCAAGGGAAAACAAGCUUACGCUACAAAUUUAAUACCACGAUGGCGAAUGCUUGCAAAAAAUAUCAAUAUAUUAAAAUGGAGUCCAAAUGGUGAAAAAUAUUUAAUUGCAUCAAAUAAAAAAAUUGAUAUCUAUUCUGUGGAAACAGCUGGCGUUGAUGAAGAAAUAGAACUCGAGACAAAAGUAAUAUGCGUUGAAUUUCUCAAUGAUAAUUUAAUUGCCAUUGGUUUUGAUAAUGGUAAAAUACAAUUUUACGAUCUUGAAGAAAGUUCAAUAAUUUUAGAUACAAUUGCACAUGCAACAAGAUUAAAAUGUAUGCAACAUAUUGAUGAUUAUUUAAUAACAGCUUCGAGUUCCGGUGAAAUAAAACUUUGGCAAUUCACCAAAGAUUCACUGUCAUUGCUAAAUCAAGUCACAUGUAAUUCGCGAAUUUUAUGUCUUACCCUUGCGACAAUUUGUAAAAAUGCUCAAUCAAAAGAAGAUAAAGUGACAACAGAAGAAGUUAUUGAAAUAAAGAAAGUCAACAAAUUAAGAAAGAGACAAGAAGUAAUCAUUGAAGACGAAGAAGAUUUGAAAAUAAAGAAAAAGAUGAAGAAAGUCAAUGAUUUUAUUGUUGAAAAUAUUAACAAUACUCAACAUGGAUUAAAAAGAUCCUCUGAUGAUGAUGAUGAUGAAGACAAUUCACCUGUGAAGCAGAAAAAAAAGAAAAUGAAAGAAAAUAAAGAAAGUCCUCCAAACAAGAGAAAGGAUUCAAAAUGGAUAGAAGAAGAAAUACAGACGCCUGUUAAAAAAAAAUCGAAAACAAAAUCUUUUGAGAUUGAAGAUAAAUCAACAAAGUUGAAAAACACAAAGGAGAGUAAAAAAAGAGAAGCGCCUAUUGAAGAAAAAAAUAUUUCGCCAAAUAAGAAAAUUGCCACAAAUUUGAAUGUGAAAAAUGAAAAUUUCUCGAAAAAGAAGAAGAAAAAGAAUAAAAAUAUUCUGUAAGAAUAAAAAAUAUAUUUUUAAUACUAUAUUUAAUUAAAAAUUAAUAUCUAGAGACUAAGAACCAUGAAUGUGAUGGUUAAAGAUUUGUAUAUUUUUUAUUUGGUUGUAUAAAUAUUUACAGAGUGUAAACGUUAAUAAACCUUCAGUCUAAGUGCAUAAUAAAUUAUUUACAUUUUU
This is a messenger RNA of Leptopilina boulardi, 1731 nucleotides long. RefSeq names its product p21-activated protein kinase-interacting protein 1-like. The record is from RefSeq and is a predicted model, not a curated record. The transcript is spliced from 3 exons. The coding region runs from base 112 to 1554 and encodes 480 amino acids. NCBI's taxonomy places the organism in Eukaryota, Metazoa, Arthropoda, Insecta, Hymenoptera, Figitidae. Gene Ontology annotation, molecular function: protein binding.